UAAAUACCGACAGAAAGGACCGAAUGUUUACGAUCGUUCGAAAUCCAUUACAGUUCCAAUAAGAAAUAAUAGCGAGGUUAUGAUGAGAUAACUCUACCGUCAAUGAAAGCGUGUCUUCGUUCACGAGAUGGAAGCUGUAUUCAUCAGCUUCGACAACCGCUUACUACCAUCGGUUGUGAAGGCAGUGAUGUUAUUAUCCAGUGUUCCAAUGUGGAGCGUCAGCAUGCUGUUAUUGAAUAUGAUGAGACAGAAGGUUGUUUUGUAGUACAAGAUCUUAACUCUGCGCAUGGAACUUAUGUCAAUGAGUGUCGUGUACAAAAUGCAGCUGUUAGACUUGCUUCUGGAGAUAUCAUUAGAUUUGGAUAUGAAAACACAGGAUUUGAAUUUCUUGUUGACUCCUCUGGUCCAAUACACUACCCAACUUUGGCAGUAUCAAAACCAUGGGAAUCAUACAGGCUUCGUGUGUUACCAUCUCCUGUGGCAUCAAUUCAAUCCGGGGUGGUAACCUCACUUCCUUACAUUAGCACCAGCACUACCUCUAGCAGUGAAGGGAUGCAGUUGUUUUCAAGCUCUCAAGCUGUAAGUUUACCACCUGGCACUGGGAGCUCAAUAACAGAGUUAAGGGGAACUUCUGAUACCAAGGCUAAUGUCAUGCCCCACCCACCCCUGAGGUCACGCCCCACUAGUGCUGGUGCAACAAAGGCACGUCCAAGCUCUGCUGGAAGGGAAAGAACUGCUGCCCCCCCUGUCACAAGAGGUGGCUGGGUGAAUGGUGUAAUGCAGACAGCAGGGGAAAACUCUGUCCAAGAAUUGGAGGAGCGUCUGUUACGCAUGGGUGAUGAACUCAGCCGACUGGCUUCAUAUGAAGCAGAAUGUCAUCGAAAGGAUGGAGUUAUUGCUGCUCUUAGAGAUGAGGUUGUUGAUCUUAAGGGAGCUCUGCAAUCCAGUGGUGGUUUAAGAGCUGGAGGUGAGGACUCUGCAUUUUCAAACUCAAGUAUUAUUUUACAACUGCGAGAGCAAGUGUCACAGUUACAAGGAAUUCUACAAGAGAAAGAAGAAGGUGAAAAGACAGCAGCACAGAAGUUAGCCAUGUACCAAAACCAACUUCAUGCCAAGAACAAUGAAGUAGCCUCACUGAAGGACCAACUACAAAUGCAGGUUUGUGAAGGAACCCAUUAUUUCUGCAAGGUACAUGUGUAA
Molecule: messenger RNA, 1200 nt
Organism: Pocillopora damicornis (cauliflower coral)
Lineage: Eukaryota; Metazoa; Cnidaria; Anthozoa; Scleractinia; Pocilloporidae
Product: forkhead-associated domain-containing protein 1
Molecular function (GO): protein binding
Source: RefSeq, a predicted model, not a curated record